AUGGUAUCCACAACACGAGGAACUCUCUCGAGAGCCGCAGCGGAGAAGGCGGAAGGAAAGAAACCGGUGACAGAGGAAGGCUCAGGGAGUAGGAAAAGCGGAUCCGCGACCAUGAAGGGCAAGGACUACGCCGAAAUCUUCGACAAGAUGUCUUUCGUCGGAACGAGAUACCAUGACCUCACGGCGAUGGCGGAACUAGGGAUCUCUCAGGACUGUCACUACCUCUUCGAUGAGAUGUAG
This is a messenger RNA of Microthlaspi erraticum, 240 nucleotides long. Lineage: Eukaryota; Viridiplantae; Streptophyta; Magnoliopsida; Brassicales; Brassicaceae. The record is from the annotation of a GenBank genome assembly.